GUCAAUGCUAAAAUAAAACGGGGAAAAAAACUUUUCUAUUUGGCUGAUAAGUAAAAAUACAUGGUAGUGAGGAAACAGGGCUGUAAGAAGAGUCAUUUUUCUCCGAGCUGUAAUUGUUGUUUGCACACGUUAUUGUUCACGUAAAAGAGGAGCCUUUUUUUUUCUGUUUCCUUGGGUCGCACAGGGAGAGUCAGCGGGCUGUAUCAGUUUAGCCGACUUGCUAGCUAACGUCAAGUUGUAAGAAAGUGGAGAAGACGGUGGCUAAAAGAGGGCUUCUCCGCCUACACAGACCUAUGCGACGGAUCACAGAGAAGGUGGCCAGGCCAGAGUCAGCAAGUUGUUGAUGCUCUGGCCCGACCCUGAGACAUCUGGUGGCGCAAAGCACGGUGAGUGAUGGAGAUGAGAGAGUUGACUGUGGUAGCUGGCAGCUUCGUGGGUUUCCAGCUACUCUUCUCAAUGGCCAGCCCACGGCUCUCCUCUGCCAUCACACCAGGUUAUGGACGGCUGCCUCCCACCAAAUUGACAGAGUGGAACUCCAGGUUGGUGUCGACUGUGCAUGCUCUGAUUGUGGGCUUGUUCUGUCUGUACAUCCUGUGGUUCGAUGACAAGGUCAACGCCAACCCCAUCUGGGGUGACCCCAGUCUUGUCAAACUAAAUGUCGCCAUAACCUGUGGUUACCUCCUUUAUGACCUUGUGCUGCUUGCUUGUAACUGGAUCACUAUGGGGGACAGCUUUUUUGUCUGUCACCACUUGGCGGCGCUCUAUGCAUAUGGUUUUGUGCUGACUCGUGGCGUGCUUCCCUACUUUGCCAACUUUCGUCUCAUUUCAGAGUUAUCCACACCAUUUGUGAACCAAAGGUGGUUCUUUGAGGCAUUAAAGUACCCCCGCUCACACUGGAUGGUAGUGUUAAAUGGUGUUGCCAUGGCGGUGGUGUUCUUCCUGGUGCGCAUUGCUGUCAUGCCAUCUUAUUGGGCUAGUGUAUUCGCCACCUUUGGCACCCCAGACUUUGAGCGGCUGGGUUUGGGUGCUCAGGUGGCCUGGAUCACCUCCUGCAUCGCCCUAGAUAUCCUGAACACUAUCUGGAUGUACAAGAUUGCUCGUGGCUGCUAUAAAGUCCUGACUGGGAGACGAGGACGAGAGGCAAGAAGAAUUGAGACAUGGAGAACAGACGGUGCAGCUAAUUCUACAGUCAGAUGCCAUUAAACCAUUGAAAAUAAGAGGAUGAUGCAAAAAGGUAAGGUGAUUAGAAAGCUCCAGUCAAAACUCAAACAAUGGAAAACAAAUUAGAAAACCUGAUGGAGAUGUGGCAUUUCUGUUUUCUUUACAUGUAUUAAUGUGAAAUUUACAGUCUCCUCUGCUCCACGCAGAGAUCUGACAAGUUCGUUUGGCACUAUAGUCUCUUCAAUGAAGCAAAGCUUGAGUGAUGUUUCAGUCGCAUACUUCACAUAGGUAAUUAUUGAUUUAGCAAGUCUGUUUCCUUUGCACUUUGUUGCAUCUUGCUUUUCUCAUUACACCCAACUUUUCCACCUCAGCCAAGCAUAAAAACUAUUUUGCUAUAUUGGGUAUGUCAAGAAGACAGGUUUUUUUUUUCUUUUGAAUUUUUGGCAUUUUAGUUCACAUUGCAAAUGAAUAUUACAAACAGUUUGGUCUUUUUUUAUUCCAAGCAUUAUUCUUCCUUGUGAAAACCUGGUGCCUACAUUAUCCACAAUGCAACGUGACCACCACUGUUGGAGAUUUGGGUGUGUUAUGCUAGAAGUGGCUAGUGUUGACUCAAGCAGAGAUGAGGAGUGGGCUACAGAGGUCUGGUAAACUAACUCCACACCCCCAGAUAUUUUUCAUUUUCAAAUUUUUAGUUUUCAUCCCCAACCGACAUUGACUCUAAUCACUUGAAGCAAUUUAUCAAACUUUGCACAGCUCAUUUUGGAGCCACAAAAUACUUUAUACAAUAUAUUGUACACCCCAACAUCUGUAAACAAACUUUGAUGUGUAAAAUCUGUAGAGUUCCCAUUUAAGGCCUGGUAUCUGUAGUUGCAUAGAGAGUUAUAAUAGUCUGAGAAUGUCUGGUGGUGUUUUCAUUGUGGAACUAUAAAGCACACUCCCUGUGGAGCAACAACUCAGUGAUCUUCUGUAUUUCUGUCUGUCACCACAGAGGAGGGGCUACAGUAACUUGUGCCUUUACACAAAUGGUAGAUGUGUUGCAGUCAGAUUUAGAUUAGUGUGAUCUUUCUAAUGUAUAAUCCAGUGAUAAUCUCCUAUCUGUUCCAUGUGUAUACUCGCUGUAUAUAUUUUUAUAAUCCGCCUGCACAAAAAUUAAUCCGGCCAAGUAUUAUAAUCCAAAACUGAUCCCACUCGGGAAGCCUGUUUUGUGUUGAUUUUUGUGUUCUCCUGAAUACAGGGAUAUGUCUCUGUGAAUGUUGUGAUAGAUUAUUUAGUGGCAUUAAGAUGAGCUCACAGUUUCCAAUAUGAUUAAAUCAAACUAUAUUUUUUGACAUAAGCUCUUGAAGAUAUACAGGUAGGUGAUGGGAAGGCUAACAUUUCAUUUCUCCAGCCUUCUCAACUCAAAACUGUGAAUAGUUUUAGAAUAAAACUGUAACUAUUGUUCAGUCAAGUAGCCAAAAUAAUUUGACUAAAGUGGGGUAGAUUUACUGAGACUGGGUGAGCAGUGAUCUUGAUACACUUCUUGUAGGAGCAUUGUGUGUGUUUUGGAUGUCAUUGAGUUUAGACUCAUAGUUUAGUUGAGUUUUUGUACUUUUUGUCAGGAUUUUCUAUAGAAUAUAUUUCAAGACCUGAUAUUUAUGCUGCAUCUCCUGUAUUCUGCACCAAGUAAUGUAUCAGGUUAGAACAACCGAGUUGCCUUUGUUUCUGCAUAUCUAUAUCUAUAUCGAUAUCAAUAUAUAUAGAUAUAUAUAGAUAUAGAUAUAUAUAGAUAUAGAUAUAUAUAGAUAUAGAUAUAGAUAUAUAUAGAUAUAGAUAGAUAGAUAGAUAGAUGUGAUUAAAAAGGUAUAUACGAAUCACAUCAAUGUCCUGUUCUGAGAUUGAGUAUUGAUCUUUUAGGUACAUUAUAACAAAGCUGCAUUAAAAUUGGUACUUAAAACAGUAUAUUGUGCUGUUCUACUCAAGGUUACACAAGGUACUUAAUCAACUAUUAUCUUUGUCCCAUCUUUUUUGUUUAAAAUCUUUAAUUUCAAGUUUGAUCCGAGGUGUACAAUGAUAUAGGAUAGUUUGAAUCUCAACGUAACAGGAUGACAACAUAUGUACAGGGGUUAAGAAUGACUGGAAAACUUUCAAUCAAAUGACUCGCCAUCUUUUUUUUUUUUUUUUUUCCUUUAAAUGACUUGCCAGUGUGGCUUAUGUUCCAUCCCUUUUCAGCUCUUUUUAUUUUGUCUCUUAAUGCAAUGCAGUUGUUAUGAUCUGUUUUGUUUGUUUGUUUUUUUCUGGAGAUUUUAAUGUGAAACAGCCUACACUACACAUUGGCCUUAGGGUCCUUGUCUGAGCAUUACCUUGUGGCUCAGAUUGCUGUCCUCUACAAUGACCACUACUAAUGAUCAUGUAAUUGUAGUGCUGAAAGCUGAGACUUACUUGAAAGUGUUGUUCUUCAAUAAAGUUGAAGACAAGAGAAAAGAGUUGGUGAACUUUUUUAUUCUUACUACGCCAGCCUAGGUUUCCUUUUAACUUUUGUACUAAAUCAUUGGUUUUUUAACAGUGAUGUCAGCAUGGGAAUGACCUGUUGUAUUCAGUGUAAUGCAUCCAGAGAGCAGCAUACUGAACUGGUCCAGUCAUGCAUCAGCUAUGGGCUGGUAGUAUGAUAGUUCUACCCAGGCACAGCAAGACCAGCUGUGCCUGGGUAGACCAACAUGGAGCAAGACUGGUAGUUGCUCCAUGUGUCUCUUUUCUGUAAAAUUGUGUGUGUGUGUGAUGGAGAGAGGAACAUGAUGGAUGUAUUCAACAAAAAAGGAAGGGUAGGUAGGGUAAGUACAGACUGAGACAUUACAAUGAGAUGAAAGGGUAAAACAAGAGAUUUGACAAACGGAUGAAAGAAAGAUAUGAAGGAGCAUGGAAAGUGAAA
Messenger RNA from Xiphias gladius (swordfish), 4066 nucleotides. It is a transcript of the gene tlcd4b, whose product is annotated as TLC domain containing 4b. Gene Ontology annotation, biological process: lipid homeostasis. The transcript has 9 exons. The record is from RefSeq and is a predicted model, not a curated record. Lineage: Eukaryota; Metazoa; Chordata; Actinopteri; Istiophoriformes; Xiphiidae. Gene Ontology annotation, cellular component: endoplasmic reticulum; membrane. The coding region runs from base 394 to 1203 and encodes 269 amino acids.